AUGGCUGAAGCCAUUGUGAGUGGCUGCAUAGAUGUUGGAAGGGUUAGGGAUGAAGAAGGAAGAGGAAGGGGAAGAAGAAAGAAAAGGGAAGAAGAGGAAAGAAGAAGAAGGAAGAGGAGGAGGAAGAAGAAGAAGGGGAAGAAGAGGAAAAAGGGGAAGAAGAGGAAGAAGGGGAAGAAGAGGAAGAAGAGGAAGAAGGGGAAGAAGAGGAAGAAGAGGAAGAAGGGGAAGAAGAGGAAGAAGGAUGAAGAAGGAAGAAAGAAAAGGGAAGAAAGGAAAGACGAAGAAGGAAGAGGAGAGGAAGAAGAAGAAGGGGAAGAGAGAGGAGAAGAGAAGAAGGGGAAGAAGGAAAAGGGGAAGAAGAGGAAGAAGAGGAAGAAGAGGAAGAAGAGGAAGAAGGGGAAGAAGAGGAAGAAGGGGAAGAAGAGGAAGAAGAGGAAGAAGAGGAAAAAGGGGAAGAAGAGGAAGAAGAGGAAGAAGGGGAAGAAGAGGAAGAAGGGGAAGAAGAGGAAGAAGGGGAAGAAGAGGAAGAACAGGAAGAAGAGGAAGAAGGGGAAGAAGAGGAAGAAGAGGAAGAAGGGGAAGAAGAGGAAGAAGGGGAAGAACAGGAAGAAGGGGAAGAAGGGGAAGAAGAGGAAGAAGGGGAAGAAGGGAAGAAGAGGAAGAAGGGGAAGAAGAGGAAGAAAUGUUGGAAGGGUUAGGGAUGAAGAAGGAAGAGGAAGGGGAAGAAGAAGGAAGAAGAAAGAAAAGGGAAGAAGAGGAAAGAAGAAGGAAGAGGAGGAGGAAGAAGGGGAAGAAGGGGAAGAAGAGGAAGAAGAGGAAGAAGGGGAAGAAGAGGAAGGAGAGGAAGAAGAGGAAGAAGAGGAAGAAGAGAAAGAAGAGAAAGAAGAGAAAGAAGGGGAAGAAGAGGAAGAAGGGGAAGAAGAAGGAAGAAGAAAGAAAAGGGAAGAAGAGGAAAGAAGAAGGAAGAGGAGGAGGAAGAAGGGGAAGAAGGGGAAGAAGGGGAAGAAGAGGAAGAAGAGGAAGAAGAGAAAGAAGAGAAAGAAGAGAAAGAAGGGGAAGAAGGGGAAGAAGAGGAAGAAGGGGAAGAAGGGGAAGAAGAGGAAGAAGGGGAAGAAGGGGAAGAAGUGA
Knipowitschia caucasica is the source of this 1131-nucleotide messenger RNA. The record is from the annotation of a GenBank genome assembly. Lineage: Eukaryota; Metazoa; Chordata; Actinopteri; Gobiiformes; Gobiidae.